GAUAAAAAGAAGAAAAGCAGGGUUUUUUGGAGUUGUUUAAAGUGACACGUUACGCGCAAGCGUGGCUGGUCGUCCUUUCGACAUUAGAUUUGGGAAGAUGGCCCCUCCGGCUGCACAGAAGAAGCCCGCAGAGGGCAAAAAGGAUGCGAAAAAAGUGGGAAAGCCGCGAAAUUACGAUUUGGGCAAUGGAGUUGUACGGUUCUCCAAGACGCGGAUGUUUCACAAAAAAGCUUUGUACAAAUUUAUAGGGAAAAAAACGGCCGCCGCCAAAAAACCAGCCAAACCCCGCGUUAUUGAGAAACCGAUAGGCGGAGAGAAAAAUGGGGGCAAACGUUACGUUUUGGUGGAAAAACGUAGGGCUGUGUAUCCCACUCAAGAUAGGAUCAAGAAGAGACCCGCGAAACAACUUUUCAGAGACCACAAACGUAGUUUGAGGGACACACUUACCCCUGGAACUGUCUUAAUCCUUUUGGCAGGUUCACAUAAGGGCAAAAGGGUCGUUCUGCUCAAGCAGCUCAAGUCAGGGCUUUUGCUUGUUACGGGUCCCUUUGAAAUCAACGCGUGCCCCUUGAGGCGCAUCAGUCAACGUUACGUGAUCGGUACUCAAACUAAGAUUGACAUUAGUGGCUUGAAGCUGCCCAAAAAUAUUAAUGAUGAGUACUUCAGGAGAAUCCGGCAGAAGAGACCAAAAAAAGAGGAAGGGGACAUUUUCAAGGAGAAAAAAGAAGCAUAUAAAGUAAGCGAUCAGAGGAAAGCCGAUCAGAAGGAGGUCGACAAACAAGUUUUUGCCGCCAUUAGGAAACAUACUGACAGCAAAAUACUGUUGGCGUACCUGUCGGCGAUGUGGGGUCUGAGGUCGAGUCAGUAUCCGCAUCGGAUGAAAUUCUAACAACGUGUAAGAGAGCCACAGUUUGUCGAUUUGUUGUAAAUUAAUUCAAUAAAUUGUGGAUUUAU
Messenger RNA from Cylas formicarius (sweet potato weevil), 954 nucleotides. It is a transcript of the gene RpL6, whose product is annotated as large ribosomal subunit protein eL6. Lineage: Eukaryota; Metazoa; Arthropoda; Insecta; Coleoptera; Brentidae. Bases 98 to 889 code for a protein of 263 amino acids. The record is from RefSeq and is a predicted model, not a curated record. Gene Ontology annotation, cellular component: ribosome; cytosolic large ribosomal subunit. Gene Ontology annotation, biological process: ribosomal large subunit assembly; cytoplasmic translation. Gene Ontology annotation, molecular function: RNA binding; structural constituent of ribosome. The transcript is spliced from 5 exons.